Molecule: messenger RNA, 645 nt
Organism: Aspergillus glaucus CBS 516.65
Lineage: Eukaryota; Fungi; Ascomycota; Eurotiomycetes; Eurotiales; Aspergillaceae
Exons: 4
Coding region: 1-645 (214 amino acids)
Cellular component (GO): nucleus; cytoplasm
Source: RefSeq, a predicted model, not a curated record
AUGAAGUUUCUCUGUCUCCAUGGUGCUGGCACCAAUGAUGAGAUAUUCGACCUCCAAUCUGGCGGAAUACGCCACUCCCUAGAAGAAAACGGCCACACGUUCAGAUUCAUAAAUGGAGGAGUCCCAUCCAACCCCGAGCCUGAAAUCGCAAGCAUCAUGGACGGCCCCUUCUACACGCACUACACAGCCAACGCACCCCCAGGCCCCACCCUCUCCACAGCCCUCCAAUACACCCUCUCCAUAAUCGAAAAAGAAGGCCCCUUCGACGCCGUAAUGGGCUUUUCGCAAGGCGCAGCCCUCGCCUGCUCUCUGCUAAUCAACCACUCCCAAACCCAUCCCAACGAAAACCCGCUGUUCAAAAUGGCCGUGUUCAUCUGCAGCGCGACGACGUGGGAUGUGAGUAAUGGGUUGGAGGCUUUACAGCCGACUCCAGGGGAUUAUCCCGUGGGGAUUCCGACAGUGCAUAUUGUGGGGAAGCAAGAUCCGUUGUAUGCGGAGGGGAAGAGGAUGUAUGGGUUGUGUGAGCCUGGGAAGGCGGUGUUUUAUGAUCAUGGGUCGAGGCAUAUGGUUCCGUUUGAUUUGGCGAAUACGGAGAGGAUGGCGGGGAUUGUGGAGGAGAUGGUUGAGCAGGUGGAGGGUCUAUAG